This is a messenger RNA of Fomitiporia mediterranea MF3/22, 1821 nucleotides long. RefSeq lists its product as uncharacterized. The record is from RefSeq and is a predicted model, not a curated record. Gene Ontology annotation, cellular component: RNA polymerase II transcription regulator complex. The transcript is spliced from 2 exons. Gene Ontology annotation, molecular function: DNA-binding transcription factor activity; protein dimerization activity. Gene Ontology annotation, biological process: positive regulation of transcription by RNA polymerase II. The coding region runs from base 34 to 825 and encodes 263 amino acids. Lineage: Eukaryota; Fungi; Basidiomycota; Agaricomycetes; Hymenochaetales; Hymenochaetaceae.
CAACAAGCUUUCCAGUUCCGCAACCUUAGCCUCAUGCCUAACCAUCCCUACCCUAACCCAGCCUAUCCUCCGUCUUCGCCCCCCAACCUAAAUCUCCCGCUCAACGCGUCUCCUCCUCCUCCUCAAUCUCCGGGCUACGACCCUUUGUCCCCCCCAGUUUCUGGAUCUGACACCUCGGCCGACGGCAUCUACAUUUCGAGGAACUCCAGUGGUACUACCUCUCCGGCAUCUUCUCGCGGCGGCAGUCUUGUACAUAGGAAUCCUCUGCGCUAUAAUCCGACGCCGUCGCCAUCGAAUUCGUCUUCCGGCCGCCGCCGUGGACGUUCCAUUGACUCUGAUUCCGACGAACACAAUAACAUGAUGUCCGUUGUACAAGAAAUCGCUCACAACAGGAAGGAAGCCACAAGACGCCAGCGCAUUGAAGCGGAACAAAGGCGAAGAGAUGAACUCAGGGACGGAUACGCGAGACUAAAGGACGUCCUUCCUGUUUCCAACCAGAAGAGUAGCAAAGUAUCUUUACUUGAGCGUGCCACGAACUACAUUAUCCAGUUGGACAAAUCGACGCGACAGAUGCAGACACGGCUCGCAGCCCUUGAAGGCGAAGUACAGAGGCUUCGAGCGCUUAACGAGAAGAUAUCUCUUAGUGUCGGUAGUACCCCCGAGGCCUCUGCAAAUGUUGUUGGUCAGGCAAUGGUCCAUAAUAUGGAGCGUCCCUUAUCUCCACCUCCCGAGACUGCUUCGCAAUCUUCUCAGGCAUCGCAUAACCUCGUCCCAGUUACUGGAGAACCUCCUCGUGAGGAUUCAGACGGAUCCGACGAGUUUUAGCAUCUAGGAAAAUGAUAGGCCUUUGAUGCUGGACAGAAACAGUCUUUUUGUUAUUUAUGCGCUUGAUUUCCAUCUGUCGACAUCUGCUGCUGCUGCUACUGCUGCUGUAUAACGUUCCCUCGUUCCUUUUCGUUUUUCCAAUGUUUUCUUCUCUAAAUCUUGUUCGCUUUUUUGAGGAGCUUGAGGUGGUAUAUUUCGGAUAGUGGUAUCAAACGCUUCAACUCUGUGCCAGGAAUAACUUUUCAGCUCCUAAGACGCUCAAACUCUUCCAAAUUCAACGCAUCGUCGCUCCCCGCGUCUCCUUCGGUCCAGCAACCGGUCAGCGCUCGCCAUCGUAUUUUGAAGUUCCCCGUGUGGUGCCAAUUGGUUCCUUCAAAGAAGCUGGCCGGGAUUCCAGGAUCCCUAUCAGCACUGUAUUCAUCGCCUAAAUCGACACUUCGCUGUCAAAAUAAAAAUGCCGCACGAAGCUUGAUUGUACACUUCCGUUUCCAUCGCGCUCUCACGCACUCUGAUCCCAAUUGGUCUUGUUUUUCACUUCUGGAACGGUCACUCGCGACAUUCUUGUAACACCAUGAUUAUUUCUCCACCCUUCUCCAUACGAACGACGCUCAACGCAUAUCCAUCUUCGCUUCGCCCGCUGAUGCAUCAGUUCAAAAAGUGAGCAAAGACUGGAUGACGACCCAUCACGACACUGCCGACGCACGGAUGACCGAGGGCAGAUAGAGAAGUGGGUUCAAGCUUGUUCAGACGCUCGCUUGUCCCAUUUGUCUACAUACGUCUAACCUUUGCCAGGGUACAACCAUUUUACGCCCUUCAAGUGCGGGGAGAAGUACAAGCCUGCUGGCAGCUUGUCUUCAUUUCUCUUACUCUGCCCACCAUCUUAUACGCGAGCAAUGAACAACUCAGCAAAGAGACUACUCGUAGGCACUACAAUGGACAUUUUUGUACAUAAAGUCAUGUAACUACAUAGUCUGUUCGGCGUACAAGUAUUUUCGC